This is a messenger RNA of Brassica rapa (field mustard), 2415 nucleotides long. Its product is annotated as serine carboxypeptidase-like 19. Gene Ontology annotation, molecular function: serine-type carboxypeptidase activity; acyltransferase activity, transferring groups other than amino-acyl groups. NCBI's taxonomy places the organism in Eukaryota, Viridiplantae, Streptophyta, Magnoliopsida, Brassicales, Brassicaceae. Gene Ontology annotation, biological process: secondary metabolic process; proteolysis. The record is from RefSeq and is a predicted model, not a curated record.
AAAAAAAAAAAAAAAAAAAGUUUACUGAAAAGUGGAAUUAUGAAUUGUUGACUUUUCUUUUUGUCUGAUCUGAUUUUACAUAAGUUGCUGUUUGUUGUCACGUUGCCUGUUUUUUUCUUUUCUUUUCUAAAAGGUUGGUUAACGUUUAAAGAAAUAAGGUCGUCCGCAUUGGUCCCGGCGGGGCUAUAUGUGUCUUGUUUUAUAUAAAUAUAAAUGAUUUUAUUUGAUUAGGUAAAAUCAUUUAUACGAAAGUUAUGACAUGUAAUCUUACCUUUGUUUAGUAAACUUAAUAGCAUGAUAGUAUUUUGUCCAAAAAAAUAGCAUGAUACUAGACGUCAAAAAAAAAAAAAAAUAGCAUGAUACUAAAAAAACUAAUGAGUACGAGAGUACAUAUGAGUAUUAAAGAUAACAGUCGCACUCUUUCUUUUGUCUCUCCUUUCCACCAUUAGUUUAAGAUCAAACUUAAGUUUUGAUGAUAAAAAUCAUAAAUUUGUAAAACGAUUUAGAAAAAGUAUGAUCACCAAAAUAUAAUUAUCUUAACUUCAUUAAAAAUAUAUAUCUAAAGGUUAUAAGACUUGAAUUUUGAUAAUUAAUUUAAAACUAAAAUUUCUGGGAAGAAAAUUUCAGCUGUGUAAAAUACUAUAUCUUAAUGUAAAUGAUGUUGUCUUACAUACACAUUAACAUAAAAAUAUAUAAAAAGAUUUUGAAAUCAUAUCUUGAUAUUUUUAUAUUUUUAUCUGUUAGUUAAUUGGUCUUUUAUAUAUUGGGAUAGAUAUUGUAUUUGAUUUUCUACUAAAUAAUUGGUCUGUACUCUUUAGUUAAUUAGCAUAUCAUUCUUCUUUCUUCUCUAUUAGCAUCUGAGAUUAAAGGUUCCUUUGACCAAUUGCUUUGCGACGCAAGGAAGCAGAAAAAAUGAGAAAUCUUCAUUUCCUCAUCUUAUUUCUGUUGAGCAUCUCGACCUCCAUACAUUAUGUAGUUGUUACUUCUUUGCAUGUGAAGUAUCUUCCUGGUUUUGAAGGUCCUCUUCCUUUCGCGCUCGAGACAGGGUAUGUGAGUGUUGGUGAAUCUGAGGAUGUUGAGCUCUUUUACUACUUUGUAAAAUCAGAGAGAAAUCCAAAGAAAGAUCCUCUCAUGAUUUGGCUCACUGGUGGGCCUGGAUGCAGCUCCCUUUCUGCGUUACUCUUUGCAAACGGUCCUUUAGCUUUUAAAAAGGAUGAGUAUAAUGGGACACUGCCUCCUCUGGAGCUAGCAUCUUUUUCUUGGACAAAGGUAGCUAACAUUUUAUUAUUGGAAUCUCCUGUUGGCACUGGAUAUUCUUAUGCGAAAACUCCGCUUGCUUCUGAGGCGAGCGACACCAAACAAUUUCAUCAAAUCGACCAAUUCCUUAGAAGAUGGUUGGUUGAUCACCCUGAGUUUAUAUCGAGUCCAUUUUACGUUGGUGGAGAUUCAUAUGCUGGGCACAUUGUUCCAGGAGUUGUGCAACAGAUUUCACUUGGAAAUGAGAAAGGUCUCAAACCAUUCAUAAGUCUUCAGGGAUAUGUUCUUGGAAACCCUGUGACAAACCUAAAAGUUGAAACUAAUCAUAGAGUUUCAUUUGCUCAUGGGAUGGGACUAAUUUCGAAUGAGCUCUUUGAGUCUCUUGAAAAAAGUUGUGGAGGAAACUACAUGGAUGUACACCCGAGUAAUGCAAAAUGCGUAAAAGAUCUUCAAACUUAUAAAAAUUGUAUCUCGGAGAUAUACACAGAGCAGAUUUUGUUACCAAAUUGCCCCGUAGAUUACGUACCACAAAAACUACAAUUCUUAUCAAACAUCAAAACCGGUAGUAGAAGAGAACUGAAGGAGUUUUCAGGAUAUGAUACACCAUCAUUGCCUCCUCCUGGCUGCUUUACUUAUGGUCAAUUUCUGGCUUCCUUUUGGGCAAACGAUGAAAAUGUACGCAGAGCUCUAGGCGUGAAGAAGGAGUUAGGAAAAUGGACCCGAUGCAACUUCCAAAACAUUCCAUAUACAUAUGAUAUUGACAGUCCCAUUCCAUAUCACGUGAACAACAGUCGUAAAGGCUUCCGCUCUCUCAUAUAUAGUGGUGAUCAUGAUAUGUCAAUACCUUUCUCUUCAACGGAAGAAUGGAUCAAAGGUCUCAACUAUUCCAUUGUUGAUGACUGGAGACCUUGGAUGAUGAGUAGCUAUCAAGUCGGUGGAUAUACAAGGACUUACGCGAAUAAGAUGACAUUUGCAACCAUCAAGGGAGGAGGACACACCUGUGCUUAUAGUCCAGAUCAGUGCUUACCUAUGUUCAACAGAUGGAUUGAUGGAGAACCUCUCUGAAGUUUCUCACUGAUCACGCCUCUCUCUCGAAAGUUUGAUUCAUGAGUUGUUGCUUUAGUUCUGACUGAAAUUAUAAUCCACUGGUUUACAAUU